GAUCAAUCUCCAUAUCAGCGAUCAGCAAUUAAGCUUACCUCGUUCAACACCUCAGACAAAGGUGGAGUGUACGGUUCCGUGCCAUCGCAAUGGACAACUCAACGAUCUUCACCUGGGCAAGCUGGCCAACUACUGUACAGCUCCAAUAAGCCAACCAUGUCGGCUUCGUCAUCGCAACAAGAGCAGUGUUUCACACCAACUUCAACCCUAACAAGUCAGGGUUCAACGAGUAAUUACGAUGGUCAGACACCAACACCUGGAUCUCCACAGAAAAAUACUCCACUUUAUGGGCGAAACACUUCUAACGGCAGUGGUGGUGGUGGCGGAGGUGUCUAUGGGACGCUUGGCGAUGAUAGCACAUACGCCGAUCGUACCCUUCAAAAACCUAUGCGAAAUGUCUCAACCGGCUCCACUACUGUACGUCAUACAGUAAAAACAGUUGGUCAGAGAAAUGACGAUUCGGCUAACUUCAGCCUCACUUCGUCAAAUGGUAGCUCUGAAGCCAACAAAACCAGUAACGAUUUUGCUACCAGUAUUGUAUGA
Messenger RNA from Cooperia oncophora, 543 nucleotides. The record is from the annotation of a GenBank genome assembly. Lineage: Eukaryota; Metazoa; Nematoda; Chromadorea; Rhabditida; Trichostrongylidae.